Molecule: messenger RNA, 2985 nt
Organism: Fusarium venenatum
Lineage: Eukaryota; Fungi; Ascomycota; Sordariomycetes; Hypocreales; Nectriaceae
Source: RefSeq, a predicted model, not a curated record
AUGGCACUCCAGUGUGCCGACCCGCUAGCGGACGAGCUCGCACUUGAAUGGGGGGAAGAUACAAUCUAUUGCGAAGCGACUUGCGACCCUAGUGAUGUAUUUUACGAAGGAUCGGAAGACGAAGAUUACGACAAUCCUGACUCACGAAAACUUCGAUAUGAAGCAGCAGGCCAACGAUUUCUUGAGGGGAAAGUACCACUUAUUGUAACAGCGACCCUUAAAGGCCCCUUUCAAUCAAACUCGACAAAUUGGUUGAAUCCGUGGAGGUCAAAACACCGUACUGCUGGUACCUCGGCAAUAAUUAGGACCUCACCUGGGAAGUUGGCAAGAUCAGCCAGGGUCAAGCGCAUUUCUUCGAUACCAGAGACACAGCUUCCGCCCCACGACCGUUUGGAAUGCCACCUCCCGAGCCCCGAAAGCCUGAACCGGACUUCUGAGACCGAAACGCAUCCUUACCUGGAGGAUGACGAGUUGGUCAAGGUUCAACAAUGGAGGGAUACUGUCAAGUCGGAGAAGGGACAGAGAGAUGAGUUCUGGACGUCUGCCACGCAAACAUCAACAUCUGAGAGAAAGAGAAAAGCAAAUGGUUCUUCGUGGCUAAAACUAUUGGCGAGUAAACGUCAACGAAAAGACAUCAUGGAGUCGGGGUCCGUCGACACUCCAAUACGACACAGGCCUCAAGUUCUAACACCAACGACUCAUACGAUGUAUAAAUCCAUUACAAGUGCACCUGAUCACUUGCCGUCCUCAUCCAUCCCAGCAGGUCGGUUUUUCUCACAUGCCAGGGAUGAGCCUGAUGUUUCGGAAGACGAGCUGUCUCGUGGUGAGACCACACCGGAUGAUACUUCUGCAGACUCCUCGUCGCCCUUGUCGCAAUUGCAGUACACUCCAGUUCUGGACCUAGAAGCCAGCUUCCUAUCACAAAACACCCCUGAGCAACAAACACCAAGCAAGACUCCAGGAACCCAGCAGCGGUCCAUUUCCGGACAUCUGGUUGCGGAGCCACAGAGUGCUUUAUCAAACAAAAACAUCACUGGAACAGCUUUUGAGACACAGGAAGAUGAAAGUUUUUGCUUCAAAAUGCGACCAAGGAUCGGUCAAGUUCCCAAAUCCACCUCGGAACAAGACGAAUCUAAGGUUGAAGACAACGAAGACUCUUGGUCUGGAAUAUCAUCCCCCGACCAAUAUAUGGAUAGUAUUGCUUCUGUAUCUGAACUGGAAGAUAGUACGCCAGUAGAGGAGCAUAUUAUCCCUCCAAUCUCGAAGUCGCUCGCGGAUACAGGCUCAUGUAGCACUACAAACCCAUUAGUAUCAACUUCUAGUGGAAAUUUCGAUGAGACUGAGCAUCUCCAGGAAUCAACGGAUACCACUACCGGCUCGUCAUCCUCAACGACCAGUUCAGCAACUUCUGAUUCUGGUCUUUCUGAUGAAUCUCGGUCCAACUCCUCGACCUCUGUUGCUCCAGGACCUGUUGACGAACCCCAGCGAGACCAUGGCGCCCAAGAUGUGGAUAUGCAAGAGGCACCUGAGGACGAGGAGGACUUGGCUAUUGCCGAGCAUCUGGAGGCUAGUGGAACUGAGCCAGGGGAAGAAUCUGAUGAGGAGGAUGAGGGCGAACACGAGAGCGAUGGGUCUAGCAAGGAGAAUACCCCGGACAUCAAAUCACCAUCGGCAACGUCCAACAACAAGACGCCACAAAUUUCAACUGUAGAGCAAGAGGCUAAGACAACACUUUCUGAAACCGGUUCACUAAACCCCCAUAGUUGCAAUCUCCCGUCUGCAACAGCGAGCCUUCCGCAACAAACAUGGACUAGUGGAGGAACCACCACUUUGUCGAGUCCAGCACCGAACCCUGUGAUUGUCCAAGAGAACCAAAUAGAAGUUAAUUCCACUCACUCAACUCCCAAGACGACAACCACUGAGCGGGAUUCUAACGCAAGCCAGCCAUGGAAUCACGACACUUCUCCGACUAUUGUCAAUACUCCUAUACAUGAACAUACGAAGCAGCAACUGGAUCAAUUGGCUUCCAAGGAACAUGUACCAGUUCCUUUCUCCCAACAGAGCCCAUGGGUUCAGCAUGCUAUGCUGCCUCUUGGCUUGUCACACACGAAAGACCAAGGAUUGAAGCAAGCGGAAACGAAUGUCGCUGUAAUUCCAACCAGUCCAGAGCAGACUGCUUGGACGGACAAGGCGGCGGAUCCACCAGUCAACCUUUUCCAGAAUACACCUAUUGCUGGAAAGAGGGAUCAAGUGCUUCACGAGUCGGCUACACCGAUGAUCGGGGCUAAAGUCAACGCCCAGACACGAGAGGGUUGUAUAGCUGCGACUCCCGUUAUGACACUAACACCUGAGCCUCAAUUCUCGGUCAAGUCAUUUGCCUCUUUUAGAUCACUUUCUCCUGAGCGCAGCUCUCGUCGAGCUAAGCGUGCUGUUUUGAGGAAGUCUGGAUCUGGCCUUCCUAGCACGCAGGCUGUCUUGGCUUCAGCAACCAAGAAUCCCUGGGAGAGCGAGAGUUCUGAGCGCCGUGUCUCCUUCGCACCAUUACCCAAUUGGCGAGCCUCGGAAUCGAGCAUGCCUGCAACGCCUUGCCCUUCUCUCAUCAGACGUCAAGGCUCUCCACCGCCUGAUGCCCCUACGUCCGAACUGCCCACAUCAGAAGGUGACAAGUUCCAGAAACACUUCAAGGCCGUCUCUCAAGGACCCAUCAUCCGUCGUCAUCAGCGUCUCUUGCCGUCAGAAUCACAGCGCACUGUCGGUAGCCCCUUGCCAGAUGCUAUGGCAGACACGUUCCUUGCAGCAGACCAGUUGCGACAGCCGGUAACUUCUACAGAUCCUACUAAGAGCGAUCAAGAAACCGAAGAGUCGCAGGAUCCGCUUGACAUGGUCGCGGACAUUAUGCUGGAAGAAUUCAAUUGCGUUGGUGACACGAACACCAUGAUACAAUCACCUGGAUUGACUCAGGGUCACCAGAGCCCAUGGUAUUAA